Messenger RNA from Procambarus clarkii (red swamp crayfish), 6066 nucleotides. RefSeq names its product F-box/LRR-repeat protein 2. Lineage: Eukaryota; Metazoa; Arthropoda; Malacostraca; Decapoda; Cambaridae. The record is from RefSeq and is a predicted model, not a curated record. Gene Ontology annotation, molecular function: protein binding. Gene Ontology annotation, cellular component: cytoplasm; SCF ubiquitin ligase complex. Gene Ontology annotation, biological process: SCF-dependent proteasomal ubiquitin-dependent protein catabolic process.
UAGCUUUGAAAACAGAAACAAUACACAUUUAUAUUUAAAUAAUUUAAAUCAAAAGAGAGGCAUAAGACGUAAACUUCAAGGAGGGACAGAAAUAUUGCAUUUUAUAAGUUGCACUAAAGUCUUGGAAGUGUGAUACAGUAAGAGGCGUUUCAGUGUCUUCCCGAGGCACGAGAUGAGGGGCUGUUGAGUUCCUUCCCAAGGUUACUAUAGGUAUAAAGUGUCAAGGGUUCUAGUGUAUGGUGCGUUAACAGAGGAGUUCAUCAUGUCUGUGAACUAUCUUCCAUAUGAGGUGCUGGUUGAUCUCUUCAAUUACCUGGGUGUGAGUGACCUUCUAGCAGUUUCAUGUGUGUGUAGACUAUGGCGGGAAGCGGCUACAAUCCUCUUAGCAGAAAAAGUCACCAUCAUGAUCACAGAUGAUGCAGCUCCAGCCGUUGAGACCUUCAGUGCUUCAACCGUUCCAUACCAUAACUGGGUGUUUAAGGAGGUUGACAUCAGGCUACAGGGUCAGUUGGCUGAGGUUUGGAAGAAAGUCUCAAGCAAUGUGAGGAGCUUGAAGUUGAUGAAUGUAGAUGUCAGUCAACAGGAUUUUGUCUGCUUGUUGAAACAAUGUAGCAGCUUAAAAGACCUUAGAUUUGUUGGCUUUGCUCACCUACUUAUGGCAGGUACUCUUUUAAGCAACCCUGAAGAUGUUAAAGUGCUCUCAUCUUCCCUCAAGAACGUGACUCGACUACAUCUGGCUUGCUCGAGAUACUUGACAGAUUCUCUCUUCACUCGUAUUAUUACAGUUGUGGGGCCUCUGAGAAAACUCUCUCUUGCAGGCUGUCAGAUCACAUUCCAUGAAGCCAUCCAUAAGAGGUUCUAUCCAGCUGAUGGAAGAAUCACUGUGUCAGAUCAUGUGUUAACAUUUCAGCAUAUAUUAAAAUUUAUAGAGGAGAAGUCCAAUACGUUGAAGGAAAUUAGUUUAGGGAGAACAAUAGUUGACAGUGAGGGCCUCUAUAACCUAUCAAAGGUACCAGGACUUAAACUUGAAUCGGUGCAUUUGAUGUCAUGUGACCAGUUGUCAAAACGUGGAAUUCAGCUUCUUUGUGAAAACCAAAAGUCCAUAACAGAUCUGGACUUGAGUCUAUGCUCACGCAUUACAGAUUAUGCGGUGUUAGCUGUGUGCCAGCACCUGCCCAAUAUAAGGAAGCUUAACCUGCGGAGAUGUCAGGGUGUUACUGAGAAUGGAAUCAGAGCUCUUGGACAGUUGAGGAAUUUGGAGGAACUGAAUAUAUCCCACUUGGAAUCUGUCACAUCGGAAAGUGUGGAGGAAGCUUUGGGAAAGGAAGUGAGAGCAAACUUAAGAGUGCUUAACCUGGCUUCACUACCAGUUGAUUGGAAGGUUAUUGCAAAGUUGCCAUCAAUUGCCCCAAAUCUCGUGCACCUUGAUGUCUCUAUGUGCAUCACUGGCAUUAAUGACAAAAGUCUUCAGGCAAUAUGUAAAUCGUUGACGAAGCUUCGCAUCUUUAACUUGAAUGGCUGUACAGCUGUGUCAGACAUUGGUCUGGCAGGCCACGGUCUUGGUCAAAAGGACCCGGAUGGAAUCCAGACAACGGGUUUCUCACUAGAGAACCUUGGUGUAAAGGAAAAGGAUCCAUUCAAGGUGCAGCUCGGGUCAAGAGCAGAAAAAAUUAUUCGACAAGAAGCAGAAGUCAAGAAGUAUUUACAGAACAACAUAGAACAGAUUGUGAAAUCAUCUGAAUUCAGUGUGUCAAAUCUCAGUGGUUUACGCGAGCUGAACUUGUGUGGCUGCAAGAGAAUCACGGACAUCACUUUAAUAUAUGCCUUUCACCUAAGGGAGCUUCAGUACCUCAAUCUCUCACACUGUCAGGCAGUUGGAGAGAGUGGUCUGGAAGCAGUGGCCCGACAUUGUCCAAGUCUUGAGGUGCUCAUGCUUGCAGAAUGUGGCCAGACAACUGAUCAUGUCAUACUUGUCAUUGCUCACUACCUUAAACGUAUCAAAACAUUGGAUCUACAGAUGUGUGUGAAGCUUACAGAUGAUGCCCUAGACAGUCUGAGCAACUGUUGCACCUUACGCUACUUAGAUGUCAGUGGUUGUGAGAAGAUGACUCUGGAACAGGUGAGGUUCGUUCAAACGAAAAUACCGAGGUUACUUAAUCUGCACCACCGUGGCGUGAGGGAAAUGAACCCUGAUCCAAUGGCAAUGGAGAAACUGUCUUCUAAAGCAACUGUGCGGAUUCCUCCCGCACCUCCUCUUUUCUCUAAACUUAAGAAGAAAGGGUCUGGCAUUUAGAAAAUUCAGUAUAGGUGCAAUUUCAGGCCAGAACAGUGAAGGUAUGAUUAGGUAUUGUUAUUUUCUUGUAUUGUCUAUUGUGUAAUAAGAGUCUAGAUUAGAAAACCCUGGAUUAUUAUCUGUAUUAAAUCAUUGAUGAUAAUCCAUGAUACUGAUUGUUUUUUAUUUAAAACUACCCAGUAUUAUGAUACAUGAAAUUAGCAUACCAAUGUAGCCCAGUGUUAGAAAAUUAGUUAGUGAAUGUACAGUUAUAGCACUGUAUUAUGUUCAUUUUAUCAGAUAAUGAAAAUUGUAGUUUUUAAUUAAUACAGAUAAUAUAAUUAAAAAUAUAAAUGAUAUAUUACAAUGAAUUCUUUAAGGUACUUUGUGUAUGAACAUGGCUUUGAAUCUUGGGUGUGGGAUAAGGUUUUAUGCUAUGUAUUAUUGCUUAUAGAUGUAUCCAGAUUAGUUUAUUUAUUUGAAUAAAUUAUGAAGUGUAUGGUUUUUGAAAAUGUGAUAUACAGUAUAAGGUUUGAAUGCCAUUAAUUUAAAUGUAUUUGUUUUUGUUGGGGGUUGAAUUUUUAUUUAAAGAUUGAACUUAUCUAAUGUGUUUUUUAUUAAGAGUUUUUACUUUAAGUGUAGUAUGUCUUCCCAGUGAUAGUAGACCAGUUAAUAUAUUUGAGUUAAUUAAGUGUAAAUAUAUAUACCAUAAUUAUAUAUGCUGCCGAAUAGGUGUAGUAGCAUGGUUCACCAAGUAAUAUGGUGAAAGGAUGAAUGCUGUUUUGUAUGUCUUUAACCAUCUUUUACUGUAAUAUUCCUGUAUCUUCUCUGGGCAAACGUCAACCCACCCAUUGAAGUGGGAGUCGGGAUAUUGACGGUAUAUCCAUCACAAUAGUUCUUGACAGAUGGUUGUUCUAAUAUCAUGUCCACUUUUAUUUAAGUCACCAACUGCAUACCGAAGACUAGAGUUAUUUUAAAGUUAACAGCGGUACCAGUGUAAGUUACCGAAGCAUGAUCUCGUUAACAUUACAGUACACUAUAAUAAUUUUCCAUUUAAAAAUGGCUUUAAUGUACAGUACUUUCAAUCCUGGAUCUGAUUUUCAAAUGUGAUCAUACAGGAGGGAGGGAGUUGUCAGGGGAAAGUGUCAAGCCAUUAUGACUAUAUAGCACUUGGAAGAGGUCAGGAUAAGGAUUUGGGAAGGGAUGGGGGAAAGAAGCUGGCCAAAUAAUAAUUUGAGGUCAGCUCUGUUAAGGAUAGAUAAUGUGGUAGAUAAUGUGUUAAGGUCAAUAACGUGGCUGAAAACAGAUAACCCAACCCACUCACACAUGAAAGGAAAGGGACAACGUUUGAGGCUAUGCUGGACUAGAGGCUCCAUGGCAGAUCAAAAUAUUGUCACUUUCUGUUCAUUACAUACGUGUGGCUUGGGUUAUUUAUAGAAAAUGUAUGCAUUGUAUUAGGUAUGCAUAGAGACUUCAUUAGUGUAUCCAUAUUCACAAACACACUAGGCACUUAUUUAUAUAUACAAGAAGAUACAUUGGGUUUAUAAGGGUAUAUAGCAGUGAUUAUUUUACAUUCUUGUAAAGCUAUUAACAUGACUAGCAUUUCGGGCAGGUCACUAAUCUAACAGGUAAUUAAUAUAUUUGAGUUAAAAGUAAAAAUAUAUACCAUAGCUAUAUAUGCUGCCGAGUAGAAAGUGUGGUGAAAGGAUCAAAGCUAUUUUGUAUGUCUUUAACCAUCUUUUACUACAAUAUUCCUGUAUCUUCUCUGGGCAAAUAUCAACCCACUCUUAAGAUAAAUAGAUAAAUAAUUAGAUGAAUAAUCUAACACUUUCCAGGGACAGAUGUUGCUGGACUAGCUUAACAAUAAUUUGGUAGUGUUUUUUUAUUUUUUAAUGUCAAUAUAGUUCAUAAAAAUUAUUCAAAUUUUCUCCUAAUUAUUUAUGCAUUUUAAAAAUUGUCACAUGGUGAAAGUACUUAUACUUAAUGGGCAAAUUUUAUUCCCCCCUCAGUUUUAUAUCACAGUCCGUCCUCCUAAAGUUUUCCAAUGACAAGAAAACAGUUAAUUUAUAGUGUCCUCUCCUAACCUACCAGAGGAUCCAAAACAGAAAAUGAGACAGUACGUCACUUUCGUGAGCUGUUUCCCUUUUUUAGUAAGACAAUUUUUGCCUUAUUUAACACAUACGAUCGAAAAACAAUGUUCUUUGUAGGACGACAGGUUGCAUAUCAGUGCGUUAGUAUAAAGACUCCCCUACAUAACUGUACAAUAUAUUAUAAGUGAAUUUUCAGCUGACUGUGCAUACUUUCACUAUUUCAUAUACGUAUGUAGACAGAUAUCUUUUUAUAUAAAGCAUCUCUGUGUUUAUAAAAAUUUUGUUUAUAAGCAUCUAUUUUCAGCAUAGUGCUCUUGUCAAUGUCAAGAUAAAACAUUAUGUGAUGCAGAAAAUAAUGAGUAUGAUAUGUAAUGAUAACAUGGUACAUAAGCGUCUCUGCAUUUGAAAUGGUGAAUGGAAAAAACAGUACUAAAAGAACAUGGUUAUAUGAUGAAAAUCUCCACAGUUGGUAUCAAUGCUAUGGCUGUUAAAUCAGUGAAGAAAUAGGGCUGUAGGAAUUUGUUAUAACCACUGUAUUUCAGGGUAUGGACAUUUGUACACCAGUAUUUAGCAUUAUCCUCGUAACAUCAGUUAAAGAACAGAAUGGCCACCUGUCCCAUUGCUUGACCUUGAAGUUAAAUCCUGUCAGAUCACUAAUCAAUGUGAUAACUGGAUCAGUAUCACCAAGACAUUAUUUUGGCAGAUCUAACAAUACAGAUGUAUAUACAGUACAUUUUAGAAUGGUUUAGAAAGUAGAUUAGCAUUAUUUUGACUACUCGUCUGAUAACUUUGAUCAGGCUCCAUUUUCUUUCCAUUUUGUCCAGGAGCUUUAUAAUUCAAAAGAUUGAGCCUCCCCCUUUGUAUUUUUGGUACAACAUUUGGGUGUUGUAUAGAGGUUGUUACUGUUGUUCAUAAUGAAAUAACAAGAACAUGAUACAUCUGUGAGAAAGUAUUGAAGCUGUUCAACUGGAAGUCGGUAGUGUGUGUUCCUCAUGAGUUCAGGGAUGAUACGGCACAAAUAUUUUCUCUUGUUACUGUUGUGUUGUCAUGUUCAAUGAAUUCAAGUUUAGCUCAUGUCUGCUCUUAGUACAGUUGAUCAGGAGACCAAUACUGUAAGUUAUUGCUUAGUAAUUGUUAAUGAAUUUAAUAUUUUUCUUUGUGUCGGGUCUUUGAAAAACUGGUUUACAGAGCAACAACAAAAAUAUAUAUAUUAUAUUUUUGAUGGCAAACGAUCCUUGAUUUAACAGUCAUUUGGGACUUUCCAUUUAUAUUGGUAAAAAAUAGUGUUGUAGGCAUUGAUCUUUAAAAUUUGUGUGUUUUUCAUACUGAAGUUUCCAUUAAUAUCACUUUAAUGUUGUAUUACUGUUACCAAAAGCUCUCACUGCAAUAUCUGUUAUCAGUGUGAUAUUGCUUUGACAGAGGAAAUGUACAGAUGUGCUUUUUAUACACACCUGUUAAGAUAUUUACACCACUGGUUAUGUAAAUUAUAUAAGCACAGUACAGCACAGUACCCUUAAUAUAAAAUACAUUGAGAUAAUAUUCUGGGUAUGUGUACAUUCUUUAAUCCUGCUACAUGUAGCACAGUAAAUAUGUAUAUGACGUAGUCUCAUAAUCUGUAGUAACAUAUCUGUAAUAUACGGGGUACUUAUAUUUCAAGAAUAAUUCUGAUGAAGCUUGAAUAUAAAAAUAAAUGAUUUGAAAUGA